AUGUCCUUCUGCCUCUCUCUUUUAUUUCUACUCUGUCAUUCUCUCGUUCUUUAUCUAUCUCGCUAUAAGGAGACAAAAUGGAGACUAGCAAUAAUAAACCAAAUCUGUCUGCCAAAAGAAAAGUUGUCUUUCUUUCUUUCUUUCUUUCUUUCUUUCUUUCUUUCUUUCUUUCUUUCUUUAAUUUUAGUACAUUUUUCUUCCUUUCUACCUUUCUACCUUCUUUCUUUUUGUAAUUCUUUUUUCUAUCUUUCCUUUCUUCCUGAACGUUUCUUUCUUUCCUUCGUUUGUGUUUGUUUGUUUGUUUAUUUCUUUCUUUCUUCUUUCUUCCUUUCUGUCUUUCUUUCUUUCUGUCUUUCUUUCUUUCUGUCUUUCUUUCUUUCUCCUUCCUUUGAAACACUGUUUUUCUAUAAUCCCUUCAUUUAUUCCUUACAUUCUUCAUUUUUUCAUUAUUCUCCAAUUUUGUUCUUCCUCCCUACUUUCAUUUUAUCAUUUUUUCUUUCUUUCUUUCUUUUUUUCUUUCUUUCUUUCUUUCUUUCUUUCUUUCUUUCUUUCUUUCUUUCUCCAGUGACACUUUCCAUGAUUCUAUUCUUUAUUUCUUUCUUUCUUUCUUUCUUUCUUUUCUUUCUUUCUUUCUUUCUACAUUUAUUUAUUUCUUUAUUACUUCAUUUUUUCUUCAUUCUUUCUUUUUGCAAUUCCGUUAUUGUUUCUUUUCUUUUCUUCAUUCCUAAACACUUCUUUCUUUCCUUCUAUCUUUCCUUCUUUCUUUGUUUCUUCCAUCUUUUCCCGUACUUCCUGUUUUCUCAUUUUUUCUUCCUUUAUCAUUUUCUUUCUUUCUUUCUUUCUUUCUUUCUUUCUUUCUUUCUUUCUUUCUUUCUUUCGGAAGAUAAAAAAAAAAGCGGGACAAGGAAAAAGUGGAAGAAAUUAUUAAAUUUUUACUUCGCAUUUUUUUCUUCAUUCUUUCAUUUUGCAAUUCCGUUAUUUUUUCUUUCCUUCAUUCAUAAACACUUCUUACUUCGUUUCUUUCUUUCUUCCAUCAUUUUCCGUACUCCCUGUUUUCGCUUUCUUUCUCCCUUUAUCAUUUUUCUUUCUUUCUUUCUUUCUUUCUUUCUUUCUUUCUUUCUUUCUUUCUUUCUUUCUUUCUGCCUGUAUUAUCUUCUGCCACCAUUAUAA
Messenger RNA from Acanthosepion pharaonis, 1170 nucleotides. Lineage: Eukaryota; Metazoa; Mollusca; Cephalopoda; Sepiida; Sepiidae. The record is from the annotation of a GenBank genome assembly.